This is a messenger RNA of Strongylus vulgaris, 1149 nucleotides long. The record is from the annotation of a GenBank genome assembly. Lineage: Eukaryota; Metazoa; Nematoda; Chromadorea; Rhabditida; Strongylidae.
AUGAAAACUGCAUUAUUUUUGCUGUCUGUUGGAAGUGCAUUCUGCUUCACCUCCUACAAUCCCUAUUAUCCCUAUAACUCCUACAACAACAACAACAACCAGAACGUAAACGUUCAAAGCAGUACAUUGGAUGGAAUACUGGCUAGGGCCUCGCCACAAGCUGUUGGGGCGUACUCUCAAAUCGUACAGAACUUCUCGCAGUCACUCGCUGAUGUCAAGAGUGCUCUUGAAAAUUGGUCCAAAACAUACGGGCUUGAGCAAGAGUACAAGAAGUUUGUAGCGGAUUCUGAGAAGGAAAAUGCAGAUUUCAAGAAGGCCAUCACCGAGUUGUUCCCCAAACUAACAAAAUUUUUCAAUGAUUAUUUUAAAAUUGGUGACGACAAGAAACAAUCAAUAAUGUUGGCAUACAACAAAACAGCUGCAUUGACAAGUACACUUGAUGAUAAACAAAAAGCGGCUAUCGAAUUCAUAAUGAAAACUUACAUGCCAUCACUGCUGAAUGCUAUUCCCAGUAAUCAAGGUAGUACGGGAGGACUCUCAGGAAACAUCGGAAUAUAUCCUGGAUACAACGGAGGUCUCUCGGGAAACAACGGCAUUUAUCCGGGAAACAAUGGAGGAUACUCACAAAAUGGAGGAAACGCCUAUAAUGGAGGCUACACUGGAAGCAAUGGAGGAUAUCAAGGAAAUCCUGGAGGCUUUCCUGGAAUGAAUGGAAUGUUUCCGGUGAACACUGGCACAUACCCAGGAAAUAGUGGAGGCUUUCCACAAAAUAAUGGAGGUUAUGCUGGAAAUAACGGGGGAUAUCAAGGAAAUUUCCAAGAAAACAAUGGAGGGUUUCCCAACAACAACGGAAUGUAUCCAGCAAACAGCGGUGUAUAUCAAGGAAGUACAGGAGGCUUUCCAGGAACAAAUGGAGGUUUUUCGAACAGCAAUGGAGGCUUCCAGAACAACAAUGGAGGUUUCCCAGUUGUGAACAAUAAUGGAAGGAUGCCUCUCGGAAACUCUGGUCUUAGUGGCUACGCAACAAAUCAAGGAGGAUAUCAAGGCCAGAAUGGCGUAUUGCAAGGAUUUAACAUGGGAAUCCCUAACAGCAAUGGAAAUAAUGAGAAGCGACCCAGUUUUGGUUCAAAUGCUGUGCAAGGAAAAUAA